ACGGUCACACUUAUCACACCGACACGUGCUGCUUGCGAAGUUUUGUUUUGCUUUUCCUUGUUUUUCAUGUGAGAAUUUUCCAACAGAAUGGCGGAGCCGAGCAGAAAGAUUAAGUUCCUGGUGGCGGACACCACAGCCUUCAUCAACGCCGUGCCCCUGAACGAAUAUGCCGAGCAGGUGCUCACAGUGCCCGACGUUGUGGCCGAGGUGCGCAACAGGCGACAGAUCCGACGCCUCUGCGUCCUACCCUUCGACCUGCAGGUGCGGGAGCCGCGUCCAGAGAGCGUCAAGCAUUGCGUGGAGUUCGCCAAGCGGACCGGUGACUACGCCAGUCUCUCGGGCAUCGAUCUGAAAGUCAUCUCGCUCACCUACGAGCUGGAGGCAGACACCGUGGGCACUGCCCAUCUGCGAACUGAGCCGAUAAUGGCACAGACUAUCGCCUCCAAGGAGAAACCCGCCGAGAUGGUGGAUGCGAGCAAUAAGCGUUUGGUGGGCUGGUAUAUGCGAGGUGAGGAAGAGUCCGAUGAGGAAGAGGACGAGGAGGGAGAGGAGGAGGCUUCCGAGGAGGAAGAUGAGGCUGUUGAGGAGAAAGCAGAGCAGGAGGAAGAGGAAACCCCAGCUGUGGACAACGUGAAAGCCGCCAUUGAAGCCCAGUUGGCGGGCAAGGAAGCCCCGGCCAGCCAGUUACUGCAGAGCAGUCAGCCUGAGGAGGAUGAGCCAUCACAGGAAGAGCUGGACAAGCUAUUCGAGCAGCUUAAGUGCGCACCCAGCGCCGAGGAAGAGAAGGAGCUCUCGCAGUUGCUGGUAUCACAGCCGCAGGCGGAAGAAGACGAAGAGCCCGAGGAAGAGGAAAAAAGUCCACAGGCAGAGGAUGAUGUGGGUGACGAUGGCUGGAUCACACACUCCAACAUCAAAAAGGCCAAGAAAGCGCUGGAGGGGAAGGUGGAGACCGAUGAAGUGCCACCCGUGGCCUGCAUGACCACGGAUUACGCCCUGCAGAACGUCCUCAAGCAGCUCAAUCUCCAUUUGGCCGCUCUCAACGGCCGGAUUAUCAAGCAGCUGCGCACAUAUAUCCUUCGCUGCUACGCCUGCUACAAGACCACCAGCAUUAUGACCAAGGUCUUCUGUCCCAAUUGCGGCAACAAGACACUGAAGCGUGUGGCCGUCAGCCUGGACGAGAACGGUCGCCAGGUGAUACACAUCAACACGCGAAGGCCGCUGACCAACAAAUACAAGAACCAGAGCCUGCCGCGUUUCCAGGGUGGCAAGCAUUCACGGAAUCCCAUUCUCUUUGAGGAUCAGCCAAUGCCCCGACAAAUGCCAUCGCGUGUGGCCAAGACCAAGACGAACGCUCUGAAUGAGGACUACACUGCCGGCUUCUCGCCUUUUGUGCUGCGCGACGUGGACUCCAAGUCGGCCAUGCUGCGCUCCAAGGGCAACCUCAAGGAAUGGGCCAGGAACAACAACUUUGAGGAGGAUCGCAGGCGCAAGAACUACAAUCGUUUGUACAAAUAGAUAUUUUAUGGGAUAUAACAUGUAAUAAUAUAU
Drosophila serrata is the source of this 1548-nucleotide messenger RNA. RefSeq names its product RNA-binding protein NOB1. Gene Ontology annotation, biological process: maturation of SSU-rRNA; ribosomal small subunit biogenesis. The record is from RefSeq and is a predicted model, not a curated record. Lineage: Eukaryota; Metazoa; Arthropoda; Insecta; Diptera; Drosophilidae. Gene Ontology annotation, cellular component: preribosome, small subunit precursor. Gene Ontology annotation, molecular function: RNA endonuclease activity.